This is a messenger RNA of Rhipicephalus sanguineus (brown dog tick), 1296 nucleotides long. Its product is annotated as TIP41-like protein. Bases 335 to 1156 code for a protein of 273 amino acids. Gene Ontology annotation, biological process: TOR signaling. The transcript has 7 exons. Gene Ontology annotation, cellular component: cytosol. NCBI's taxonomy places the organism in Eukaryota, Metazoa, Arthropoda, Arachnida, Ixodida, Ixodidae. The record is from RefSeq and is a predicted model, not a curated record.
AUUUGGAGACCGAAAAUAAAUGUCGACCAUGACUACUGUUUGGAGGCUCCUUUUUUGAGUUUUGCGACUCCAAGCACGAUCUGGCCAUUUGAAGAAGAAUGCUGAGGCGUGUACUUUGCAGUUAGCUACAUUAUAAUAUCAAGUAGCCACCUUACUGCGAGAGAAUUACAGCCGCGGAGCUUCGACAGGCCCGGAAAAAGAGGUGUUGCCGGUCGGUAGCCGGCCAGUGUUUCACAAGGAAAGACGAUACGAUGCAACUGGUGAAGUGACGCUGUGUUGUUAUACCAAGGUGUCAGUGUAAUCCAGCCUCAUAACGGCGACGAAGAAAGGAGAAAUGUGCGGCGGCAAAGAAGAACACUUCGCCUUCGGCCCAUGGAAAGUGACGGGCCGCUCUAGCCACAUCCUUCAGUCACAGUGUCCAACACCAAGCGUGUGCAAAAGUGCCCCGUCCGAUGGGACCGGUGAAAACAGGCAAAUCUGCCUCUUUUGCAGGUAUGUUGAUGAACUGAAGCUGCCAAGCCAUCCAGACAUGACCUUCGCCAACAACAUUCUCCGGUUAGAGCAUGCCGAUGGGUUUGGGAUAGAGUUCACCUGCAUUGAUGCUCUGCGCUGUCUCAGCAGCGACAACUACAUCCCCAAGGUGGCAGCAGCACAAGCGUGGCGGGAAGCAAGGCCACUUGCCGACUAUUCCAAAGACGACGAAGAACAUUUUGAUUGGACUUUCACCACCGACUACAAGGGGACACUUUUUGGCAACGACAAAGCUAUUGCGGUGAAAGAGACUGAAGAGCGCAUUGACUUGGAGAAGCUGAAGAAGCGAGAGCAGAUCCUUUUUUACCAGGACGUUUGUCUCUACGAGGAUGAACUGGCCGACCAUGGAGUAGCGCAGUGCUCCGUUAAGCUGCGCAUCAUGAAAAACUGCUUCUUUCUUCUGCUGCGCUACUUCCUGCGAGUCGACAAUGUUCUCAUACGCAUGAACGACACACGUUUCUACCAUGAGGCAGGCUGGAAUUACAUACUGCGGGAGUACACCAGUCGGGAGUGCGAGGCAUCUCAGCUCGAUCUACCAGUUGCAGUGCUGAGAGAUCCUGCUGCGCUGUGUGAGCAUAUUCCAGUACGCAAGACGCUGAUGGAACGCCUGCAGCUUCCUUGCUGAAACGAGAGAAGAGAGAAAGACUGGUUUUUGCAUUGUCGAGUGGUGCUCACUUAAUGGUCCCAAUGCUUCUGACCACUGAAUUUCCAUUUGCUUUGCGUGCCAGUUUCUUUGUGCAUAAAAGUGUUCCUUCGUGGAGUGUC